Canis lupus familiaris (dog) is the source of this 2348-nucleotide messenger RNA. RefSeq names its product neuralized E3 ubiquitin protein ligase 2 (gene NEURL2). Gene Ontology annotation, molecular function: ubiquitin protein ligase activity. Gene Ontology annotation, biological process: intracellular signal transduction. Bases 92 to 949 code for a protein of 285 amino acids. The record is from RefSeq and is a predicted model, not a curated record. The transcript has 2 exons. Lineage: Eukaryota; Metazoa; Chordata; Mammalia; Carnivora; Canidae.
GGAUACCUUACUUGGUGCCCCCGCGGUCACCCUCUGAGCACGCCGCCCAAAAUAGCCCCCGGCGCCCGCCGGUCUGUCUCGUGGCCGGGAGAUGGCUGCUGUCUCCGACCCCGUGGACCUGCGUGCGCCCUGGAGACCCGCGCGCCCCGAGCCCCCUCCCACCCGCUUCCACCAGGUGCACGGUGCCAACAUCCGCGUGGACCCCUCCGGGACGCGAGCCACACGCGUGGAGAGCUUCGCUCACGGCGUAUGCUUCAGUCGCGAGCCGCUGGCCCCGGGCCAGGUAUUCCUGGUCGAGAUCGAGGAGAAAGAGCUGGGCUGGUGCGGGCACCUGCGCCUCGGCCUGACCGCGCUGGACCCCGCCACCCUGGCCGCCGUGCCCGAGUUUUCGCUGCCCGACCUGGUCAGCCUCGGCCACACCUGGGUCUUCGCCAUCACGCGCCAUCACAACCGCGUGCCCCGGGAGGACCGCCCGGAGGCAGAGGCGUUGGCUCCCAGCCGCCCCCCUGCCCUCCUGGUGGAACCGUAUCUGUGCAUCGAGCAGUUUCGAAUUCCCCGCGACCGUCUGGUGGGUCGCAGCCGGCCCGGGCUCUACAGCCAUCUCUUGGAUCAGCUGUAUGAGCUGAACGUGCUGCCUCCGACCGCGCGCCGCAGCCGCCUGGGCGUUCUUUUCUGUCCGCGCCCGGACGGCACGGCCGACAUGCACAUCGUCAUCAACGGCGAGGACAUGGGCCCCAGCGCCCGGGGGCUGCCAGCCGCCCAGCCCCUCUACGCAGUGGUGGACGUGUUUGCCUCCACCAAGAGCGUGCGCCUGGUCCAGCUCGAGUAUGGCUUGCCGUCCCUGCAGACUCUGUGCCGCCUAGUCAUCCAGAGGAGCGUGGUGCACCGGUUGGCCAUUGAUGGGCUCCACCUGCCGAAAGGACUUAAGGAUUUCUGCAAGUAUGAGUAGAGGCCUGCAGCCACCCUGGAACUGGGCCACAUGAGCCUGUCCUGGCCCCGGAGCUGUGGCUGGUCUGAAACUGGCCAUACUGCUGCCUAGCCAGGCCUGGAAAUAAACACAGCCUGGUGCAGACACCAAUCACUGGAGGGUCUCCUUGCCCUGGAAGCCCAUGAGGGGCACUUCUUUUAGAAUCACUGUGGGUCAGCAGGUCUGAACAAGAGAGAGCAUUUCUGAUGUCACCAAGACCAGUGGUUCCUAGCCUGGGACCCUACUCAUUCAGGUUCUCUGGGAUAAACUAAAGAGCUGAUGCCCCAAACCCCAUUUCCAGAGAUUCUCAUUCCAUUUGUCAGAGGAUCAGGCCUAGACCUUGUUCUUUUGUAAAAGCUCCUCAGAGAUUCUAAUACACAGCCAGGAUUUAGGAUUCCCCUAGAAUAGAGAUCUUGAUUUUGGCAUAUAUAAUAACCAUUUGAGGGACUUUGAAAAAUACUGCUAACUGGAUCCGACUCUGGGAUUCUGAUUUAAUUGGUGUGAGGUGAGGCCGGGCAUCAGGAUUUCUGAAUGCUCCCAGGAGAAUUUAAUGUGCAUCCCAGGGUGAGACCCAGUGCCCUGGACCAACGACAUCAUUUUGGAGAUGGGAAGCCAAAGCCUAGGAUGGAAAUGUAUUCCAAAGUCACACAGCAGAUGAAUGAGUGCAGAGCACUCCUCUCAUGCUGCAGAGCACAAAGCACUUGCCUCUAUUUGUAUCUCUGAUCAUUUGCUUCCAUACAAAUAGCUUCAUAUCAUCCCUACAACUUCUGGUGAGGUAGUGGGUAGUCAUUACUUCCACUUUACAGAGGAGAAUAUCGAGGAACAAAACUGUCUGAGUGAUUUGCCCAAGGUAGAGGUAAGAACCUAGAAUGUCCAGUUCCUGGUCCAGCACUCUUUUAACCCCAUCCCAUUGUAAUAUACAGGUUCUAGAAUGAACAGGUCAAUGCUGUGAGGUGGGUUCCAGGUGUAAAGGGCAGGGACUAUGAGGUGACAUUCUAGAAUGGUGGGAAGGGUAGGACAGGAGGCAGAUGACUGUUCCCUCACAAACGGGGGCUUUGGGGCAGCCAUGUCCUACUUCGUGUCUCCACAAACUCAUCAAGGUCUUCUGCCUUCCAGCCAAGGUGAGAGAGGGGCUCCUGGAAUUGGAAGGGGUACCACAGCUUUCCCUGAAAACUUGUUUCCUGGCUCUGGGGAGGUGGAGGUUCUGCUGGACAUUUUUGGGCUGGCCCUAGAGUCAAUUCUGUGAAGAAAGCCAUUCCAAAAGUCCUUGCCAGGAACUACCUGCUUGCUCACUCGUUCAUUCAACAAACACUUCUCCAUUCCUUACUUGGUGCUGGGGACUGGGGGUGUGGAUAUGAAUAAAACACCUAGUUCCCAACCA